ACUUCCAAACCCUAACUGUAUCAUCAAAGUACGAUGAAGCUGAGCACGGCAGGCGGUCCGAAGACUCUGAACUCAGAACUCCAUAACUAGAAAAAUAAAAAAUAAAAUAUCCAGUGAAACUGAUAAUGUUGGCCAGUGGCGGCUCCCUUUUUGCUCAUCAAAAUCUAGGGUUAGGGUUUUGCCCUUCCAGAAUUGUGAAGCUCUCCUAUUUCAUGCUAAAGCCUCCCUCUGUUGCAAUUGCUGACGGUCACAAUCACAGACUGCAACACCGGUUGGUUUCUUCCUCCACUCCCCAGUCGAGAUUCCCUGGUGACAUUUCCAUGCUCCCUGAUUCUUUCAGCCAACAGGAAGAUGAUCAUGAGCGCCCUCCUGAUGGAUUGUCUCCAGUGGCAGGAGGGAUAGUUGCACUGGGAAAGUUUGAUGCUCUUCACAUUGGUCAUCGUGAACUUGCAAUUCAAGCUUCAAAGAUUGGAACUCCAUAUCUUUUGUCAUUUGUUGGAAUGGCUGAGUUUUUUGGUUGGGAGCCUAGGGCUCCAAUUGUAGCCAAUUGUGACCGGAAGCGAGUUCUUUCCUCUUGGGCCUCUUACUGUGGUAAUGUAACACCCAGGGAAUUCCAGGUGGAGUUCUCAAGUGUUCGUCAUCUUACACCUCACCAAUUUGUCGAGAAGUUAUCAAAGGAGUAUAGAGUUUGUGGAGUUGUUGCAGGUGAAAAUUAUCGGUUUGGAUAUAAAGCUGCUGGUGAUGCAUCAGAGCUUCAGAGGCUCUGCGAUGAGUACGGUUUAGGUACCUUCAUAAUUAAUUCUGUCAUGGACAAGAAACAGGAUGUGAGACACAUAAACUCCUCUAAUUUAAAAGAGAGAGGACAAGUUUCAUCUACCCGUGUGAGACAUGCUCUAGCUGUAGGUGAUAUGCAAUAUGUGUCAGAGCUUCUAGGUCGCAGACAUCGUCUUUUUCUGGUGGUGAAAGACUGGAAAGAGUUAAUUAGUGCUGGCAGUAAAUAUAGGAUUUCAGCUCCAAAAUCGUGUUUACUAAAUCUACCACCAAAGGAGGGUUUUUAUGAGAGCUGUUCUCUUUUCUUUGGUGAUGAAGAGAAUCCAGUAACAUGUAGAGUAUUUAUUGAUACAACACAGAUCCAUCUAGAGUUGGAUCAGAACGAUCUUUGUGAUUAUCAUAAUUCUCAAGACUUUCAGCUCUUAGGUAUUGAGUUUGGUGACUUGACAUUUGAUUCUGUUUAAUUUAUCUGUCGCUAUUUUGUGUGCUUUCCUAAGAUGGUAUUCAUGGUUGAGAAGGUUCAUCCAGGUUAUAAAGAAAAGAAGGUAUAUGUUCUCCAUAUAAUAGGGGCCUGUAUUUGUUUAUGGAUAACAUUUGUAUCUUAUACAUCAAUUUUCAAUAUAGAAUGCCAGUCCUCUUCCAUUAUAUAAGGAAUGAACUUCCUUUUUGUUCUGAGAACUGGUAUUAUUUGAAACAAUGUAUCUCAUAGCUGAGUUGAAAACUUUGCUGAAUCUGGAGGGUUUUUGGAAAAGGCUUUUCUCAUUUGAUGUUCCCAUCCCCGAUAGAUGAGUUUCUGUUAGGCUGUAAUUCUUAUAUUUGUUUGUUCUUGAUUCUCAAUCACGUUGCUUGUGAUUUUUUCCAACAUUGGUGAUGAAUGGUGUUGUAAGACUAUUGAAGGGUAAACAAAUCAAAUAACCUCAUGGCAAUGAAUUAAUAUUUGACAUACUUGUAUCUAGUGCAACAUUUGUCAAGCUUGUAUUCUAUCUGAGCUCUCUCUGCUGCAAACACUGAAUAUAUGAAUACCUUGCUUUGGCAAUUGGAAAUUGAGUUUCUACCUACAGGAAGGAUAUUCUGGAUUCAGAUGCCUUGCCUGGAUGAAAGGUCUCAUCUUGCAACUACGCUGGGCACUACUCCAUUUUCUUCAAAAUCCACAUCAAUGUCAAUUUCUGCGUAUCAGGUACAACAAUAUAUACAGUCACCUGAGACGACAAGUCACUUUUUUUUUUUUUUUCUUUCUCUUUUUGGUAUAAGCUUCAAGUAACAUUUUAUAACAUUUUAGAACUGAAACAUGCCAGUCCACGCCUAGUAACUGCAAAGAAAGGAAUUACGCUGCUAUAUUGAUUUGGUUUGCCAAAAGAAAAUUAAAGAGUGGGUGAUCUGGAGUUGGUGUGCUAAAUGAACUUCAAUAUUACAU
Rubroshorea leprosula is the source of this 2185-nucleotide messenger RNA. Lineage: Eukaryota; Viridiplantae; Streptophyta; Magnoliopsida; Malvales; Dipterocarpaceae. The record is from the annotation of a GenBank genome assembly.